This is a messenger RNA of Leptinotarsa decemlineata (Colorado potato beetle), 2210 nucleotides long. RefSeq lists its product as uncharacterized. NCBI's taxonomy places the organism in Eukaryota, Metazoa, Arthropoda, Insecta, Coleoptera, Chrysomelidae. The record is from RefSeq and is a predicted model, not a curated record.
UUGGCAGACUUUUCAGUCUCCUCUAGUUCUACUAUUCAUAAAUCCACUUGAAAUGUUGUUCAAUAAACUCAUUUCGACAAUAAUGAAAACUGUUCGCAAAUGUCCGUGGAUCAGAAGAUAGCAACGAAAAAUUUGAAGAAUUUUCAAUGGAAUGGAAGUCAAUGAAACCAAACUGAAGAUACCAUAUGCAUUUUGGAUUUUGCUACUAUGUGGGGCAAUGCUAUUUUACGCUGAUGUCUUCCAGAUUCAGUUGUACCCACCCAAUGAAAUAUUAUUGAGGAACAACAACUCAAACAAAAAUUAUCUCGCCGGUUUCGUCAUAAAUACACCUGGAUGUAGAAUACCAGAUAUGAAUCCAUUUAGUGAUGGAGUGAAGAAAUAUAUAAAAGAACCAACCCCAUCGAAUUGUAACAAUGGAAUUCCACCUCUAUUUGAAUCGAAUGAUACAUCACUUUAUUUACUGAAUUCUUCUCUGGCAUCCUACAAUAUAAUCGAUGUAAAUGAUUUGAAAUGCUGUUACAGGACAAUCUGGAGAAAAGAACCGAAAGAAGGUGAAUAUGAUAAUAAAAUGGAAUACAGUACCAAUUGUUAUGAUUUCAGCGAAAGUGUCGAUAUCCGGGAAGAGUUCGUUAAAGUUAUUUGCGUGCAUGAUAACAGAACCAUAUACAAAGAUAUGUUUUCCUUCGUCCCAGUGAAACAUUUCUCGAAGGGGACAGUAGAUGACACUGGCCUCAUGAAUAUUCUUGUGAUUGGGCUGGACAGCGUUUCUAGACUGAACCUGCAUAGACAAAUGCCCAAAACUGUGGAUUACCUGAAGCAAAUUGGGGUUGUAGAGAUGCUGGGUUAUAACAAAGUAGGGGAUAAUACCUUUCCGAAUUUGAUUCCAGUGUUAACAGGAAUGUCUGAAGAAGAACUCACGAAAAGUUGUUGGCCUUCCUCCAAACAUUAUUUCGAUAAUUGUUCCUUCGUAUGGAAGGAAUACAAAAAGAAAAAUUAUGUAACUGUUUACGGAGAAGAUUCGUCAUGGAUGGGCUUAUUUAAUUAUCAACGAAGAGGUUUUCGUAAGCAGACCGUGGAUUACGCUUAUAACUAUUUCAACAGAUGGAGUGAGAAUGAAAUCGGAAAUUCUCAUGAAAUCAACGUGGAAGAAUGUGAAGGUGGUAGACUGAUUUACAUUGAUUUACUUGAAUACGUCAAAAAAAUUCAAAGAACCAUGGAGAGAAAUAAGCUCCCUUACUUUGGAUUCUUUUGGAGCUCAAGUUUAUCACAUGAUUACUUGAAUAAGCCCAAGUUGGGCGAUGAAGCCUACAAAACAUUUUUCAAAACCAUCAAAGAAGAGGGAUACCUGAAAAAUACUCUGUUGAUUUUCAUGAGCGACCAUGGCAUAAGAUGGGGCGGAAUUCGACAAACUUUCCAGGGAAUGAUGGAAGAAAGACUGCCAUUCGUAAUGAUGGUGUUGCCGGACGGGUUCGAAAAUCAAUAUCAGAGAGCAUACCACAAUUUGAAGAGGAAUACAAGACGACUCACCUCUCCAUUUGAUUUACAUGAAACACUGGUAGAUCUGAUCAAUCCGUCUGAUAUGAAGGAUGAAUACUUGGAAGGAGUCGAUCAAUCCAGGGGUGUUAGCUUUUUCAGGCAGAUAAGUAAAGACCGGACUUGUGAAGAUGUCGGAAUUUCGAGUCAUUGGUGUACGUGUCAGCAGAGUAUCGAAAUCGAAAACAACGCUAGCGUCGUUAUCGAGUCGGCCUUGUUUGCAGUGGACGACAUGAACAGUCGGUUGAAGGGUUACGCACAAUGUGCCACGUUAACCCUCGACGCAGUACUGAACACAAGAUUGAUGACACACGGAAGCGCAAUAAGGGGCAAGAAUAAAAUUCAAGAUUAUAUAAUAACUUUGAGGACGUUACCAGGCGAGGGAAUAUUUGAAGUUACCGUUAGAAAACUGGAAAAGCUGAAAAAGUUUGCCAUCAUGGGAACUGUGAGCAGGCUGAAUCUGUAUGGAAAACAGAGUUCCUGCAUAACCGACUUCCAUCUCAAGCUUUAUUGUUACUGUAAAAGUUUAGUUGGGGCAUGAAUGUAAAUAUUACAAGAUUAAUCAUAUCUCAUAUUUCGGCUGUGUCACACCUCUGAGAAGCUUAUCGUGAAUUCGUUUUAGUUUUGAUCGUUAUGUUGAGGUGUAAUAUAGUAAUAUAUUUACUAGUGAACUGAUA